AUGGAUUCCAAUAUUAUCUAUUACGUGGCUGCUAUUCUUGAUCCACAGGUUAAGACCUCCUUCAUCCGAGCUCAAAUGAGCAAGUCUGAUACAGAUGUGAUUGUUUCUGAUAUACAUGAAUAUCUUAAGAAACAAUAUCCUGCAAGCCCUACCUCUUCCUCUAGUGCAGAGCGUCUACCAGCAAAUGCCUUUAACUACUCCCUAAUGUUGAAAGCUGUACAAGACUAUCUUCCUAUUCCGUCUGCUGAAGUAGGCGUUGAGAGAUUGUUUAGUAACGCACAAGAUGUUCUGGGUAUUCGGAGACACUGCUUAAAUUCUGAGACGUUUAGAUGGCUGAUAUUCCUUAAGGGACAAUAUGGUAAAGAACACCGGGACUCGGCAUAA
Molecule: messenger RNA, 384 nt
Organism: Talaromyces stipitatus ATCC 10500
Lineage: Eukaryota; Fungi; Ascomycota; Eurotiomycetes; Eurotiales; Trichocomaceae
Exons: 2
Coding region: 1-384 (127 amino acids)
Source: RefSeq, a predicted model, not a curated record